Messenger RNA from Rangifer tarandus platyrhynchus (Svalbard reindeer), 936 nucleotides. The record is from the annotation of a GenBank genome assembly. NCBI's taxonomy places the organism in Eukaryota, Metazoa, Chordata, Mammalia, Artiodactyla, Cervidae.
AUGGAACCAGAGACCAAGACUCAAAUUUCAGAAUUUCACCUUCUGGGAUUCUCAGAAGAAACAGAACUGCAGCCCAUCAUAUUUGGGCUUUUCCUCUCCAUAUACCUGAUCACUGUGUUUGGAAACCUGCUCAUCAUCUUGGCCAUCAGCUCAGACUCCCACCUCCACACCCCCAUGUACUUCUUCCUCUCCCACCUGUCCUUUGUAGACAUCUUCUUCACCUCCACCACCAUCCCAAAGAUGCUGCAAAGCACUCAGACACAGAGGAAAGUAAUCACCUAUGAAGGCUGCAUCAUCCAGGUGUACUUUUACUUACUAUUUGCAGGAUUAGAUGACUUCCUCCUGACUGUGAUGGCCUAUGACCGGUAUGUGGCCAUCUGUCACCCGCUGAACUACACAGUCAUCAUGAACCCCUGGGUCUGUGGGCUGCUCUUCCUGGUGUCCUGGAUGAUGAGUGCCUUGUUUUCCUUGUUACACAGCUUAGUGAUGCUGCAACUGUCAUUCUGCUCAGACUUGGAAAUCCACCACUUUUUCUGUGAAAUCACAUGGCUGAUCCAACUUGCCUGUUCUGACCCCUUUCUCAACAACGUAAUGGUGUAUUUUGGAUCUGUAAUUCAAGGGGGUUUUCCCCUUACUGGUAUCCUUUACUCUUACUCUAAGAUAUUGUGCUCUAUCUGUGGAAUCUCAGCUCAGGGGAAGUAUAAAGCAUUCUCCACCUGUGCAUCUCACCUCUUGGUUGUCUCCUUAUUUUAUUGUUCGGCCUUAGGAGUGUACCUUAGCUCUGCAGCUAUCCACAGUUCACACGCAAGCGCAAUUGCCUCAGUGAUGAACACUGUGGUCACACCCAUGCUGAACCCCUUCAUCUACAGUUUGAGAAAUAAAGACAUAAAGAGGGCUCUUUUUAGGUUUUUUAUUUUGAAAUGGAAACAUUUAUAA